Messenger RNA from Euleptes europaea (tarantolino), 2523 nucleotides. Its product is annotated as vomeronasal type-2 receptor 26-like. Gene Ontology annotation, cellular component: membrane. NCBI's taxonomy places the organism in Eukaryota, Metazoa, Chordata, Lepidosauria, Squamata, Sphaerodactylidae. The transcript is spliced from 6 exons. The record is from RefSeq and is a predicted model, not a curated record. Gene Ontology annotation, biological process: G protein-coupled receptor signaling pathway. Gene Ontology annotation, molecular function: G protein-coupled receptor activity. Bases 1 to 2523 code for a protein of 840 amino acids.
AUGGUGGUAUUUUCUGCCUUGGUACUGGUGUUUCUACCUCAGCUGGCCUGCAAGGUUCCUCCUGCCAAGUGUUCCAUGGGUGACCCUAUUCCUAUUUUUCACAAGGCUUUUCAGUCAGGGGACCUCCUUUUUGCUGGCAUUAUUUCUCAGAUUUACAUCUUUUCUGACCUCAUAACUUUUGAAAGACAUCCCUCUCAGGAACUUAUUGAUGAUAUCAUCUAUUUCAGCACAAGCAGGACCUAUCAAGCUUCGGUGGCACUUCUCUCGACUAGGGGAAGGUUCAUUCCUAACUACAAGUGUGAUAUCCAGAACAAUCUGAUAGCAGUCAUAGGAGGACCUAGCUCUGAUAUAGAUCUCCACAUGACAAAUGUUUUGAGCACCUACAAGGUUCCACAGCUGACAUAUGGAUCUGCUUCGGUGCUGACUGAGAAAAACCAAGUUCCUUUCUUCCUUUGGAUGUUCCCAAAUGGGGCCCAUCAAUAUAAGGGAAUACUCCACUUACUCCUGUAUUUCAGAUGGAUGUGGAUUGGGGUGUUUUACUUGGAUCUUGAAAGUUCAGAUCAGUUCAUACAGAUUGGCCUUCCCUCUUUCUCCCAAAAUGGUAUCUGCUUUGAUUUUAUCCAGAUGUUGCCAGCAAUUACUUUUUCUUCUGAGAUCAAUGAAGCUGUGGAAAAGGGGAUACAAAUGUACAAGACUGCUAUGCAAAGCUCUGCUACUGCAUUGGUCAUUCAUGGUGAAAUUCAGACAAUAAUCACCUUGAGGACGGUACACCAGUUUGCAAAAUGUGAGGAUGUGCCAAUUAAAACAAAAGGCAAAGUCUGGAUUAUGACAGCCCAAAUGGAUUUCACAUCACUUCCCUUCCAAAGAAACUGGGACACAGACGUCAUCAUUCAUGGGGCCUUAUCGUUUGCACUUCACUCAGAGGAGGUGUUUGGAUUCUACAGAUUUCUUCAGAUGAGAAAUCCUACUUUGGAGAUAGCAGAUGGUUUCAUUAAGGCCUUCUGGCAAAAGGCAUUUCAAUGUUCAUUCAACGAUUCCACAGCAGUAAGCAAAGAUGGGGAAAUCUGCUCUGGAGAGGAGAAGUUGGAGACUCUUCCUGCAACUCUCUUUGAAAUGAGGAUGACGGGCCAUAGCUACAGCAUCUACAAUGCUGUCUAUUCGGUGGCUCAUGCCUUGCAUGACAUGCACACGUCCCACUUCAGAUAUAGAGCAAUGGCUGACGGAGGAAGAAGGCAUCUUCCAAAUGAGCAGUUGUGGCAGCUUCAUAAAUUUCUGAGAGCUGUCUCCUUUAACAACAGCGUUGAAGAACAGGUUUGCUUUGACCAAAAUGGGGAAUUAAUAGGUGGAUUUGAUGUUCUAAACUGGGUUACAUUCCCAAAUCAGUCCUUCUUUAGAAGCAAAGUUGGAAGGAUAGACCCAAAAAUUCACUCCGAGAAGCUGUUCACCAUUCAUGAGGAUGCCAUUGUAUGGCCCAGCAUGUUCAACCAGACACGACCUCUUUCUCAGUGCAAUGACAACUGUCAUUCCGGUUAUAGUAGGAGAAAGAAGGAGGGGAAGCCAUUUUGUUGCUAUGAUUGCCUUCCAUGUCCAGAAGGGAAGAUUUCAAAUAAGAAGGAUAUGGAUGACUGUUUUCAAUGUGCAGAAGAUCAUUUUCCAAACCCUGAGCAGAACUUGUGCCUUCCAAAAGAUAUAAGCUUCUUGUCUUAUGAAGAACCUUUGGGAAUCAGCCUGACCAUUUUUGCCCUUGCCUUUUCUUUCAUCACAACAUUUGUGCUUGGGAUCUUCAUUAAGAACCAAGACACUCCCAUUGUCAAAGCUAACAACCGAAACCUCACUUACACACUUCUCGUCUUCCUUCUGUUCUCCUUCCUAUGUGUGUUUUUAUUCAUCGGACAACCUGAGAAGCUGACCUGUCUCCUUCGACAGAUGACUUUUGGCAUCAUCUUCUCUGCAGCUCUUUCCUGUGUGUUGGCCAAAACCAUCAUCGUGAUUAUUGCUUUCAUGGCCACCAAGCCUGGGUCUAGAAAAUGGGUGGGGAAUCAACUGGCCAUCUUCAUUGUUCUUUUUAGCUUUGUUAUUCAAGCCAUCCUAUGCACCAUCUGGCUGGCAAAAUAUCCACCAUUCCCAGAUGUUGACAUGCACUCAAUGACUGAAGCAAUUGUCCUGCAAUGUAAUGAAGGGUCUGUCACCAUGUUUUAUUGUGUCUUGGGCUUCCUGGGCUCCCUGGCCAUUGUCAGCUUCACUGUGGCUUUCCUGGCCAGGAAGUUACCUGACACUUUUAAUGAAGCCAAAUUCAUUACUUUCAGCAUGCUGGUCUUUUGCAGUGUUUGGGUGUCCUUUGUUCCAACCUAUUUGAGCACCAAGGGAAAAUACACGGUGGCUGUGGAGAUUUUCUCUAUUUUGACCUCCAGUGCAGGGUUACUAGGCUUUAUCUUUUCCCCCAAAUGUUACAUCAUUUUGCUGAGACCAGACUUGAACAGCAGGAGACAGUUGCUAUGGGGAAAACAUUCAACUACAACUUAA